Cladophialophora psammophila CBS 110553 is the source of this 1281-nucleotide messenger RNA. RefSeq lists its product as uncharacterized. Lineage: Eukaryota; Fungi; Ascomycota; Eurotiomycetes; Chaetothyriales; Herpotrichiellaceae. The record is from RefSeq and is a predicted model, not a curated record. Gene Ontology annotation, molecular function: oxidoreductase activity; FMN binding. Bases 1 to 1281 code for a protein of 426 amino acids. The transcript is spliced from 6 exons.
AUGUCUCUAUCAGCCUUAGCACAAGUAUGUAUUGCAUCUAUAUUGUCUGAAGAAUUACUUAUUUCCACCAUCCUGGAUGGAGGGGGGACGGACGGCCGGCCCUUUUCAAGUGCAACCUACCAAAAUACAGAGAGAAGAAUAAGAUAUUGGCAUCUGAUCUUUCAUCCCAUCACCCUGAAACUUUCGGGCAAGGUCAUCAAGAACCGAAUAUAUAGGACGCCUCUGAGCGAGUACGCGUCGACGUACGAUGAGAAGGAUAUCGAGAAGACGGGCAUCCCGAAGGCUCGAUACGCAGAAUUAUAUCAAGUCCCGGAUACUCAAGUCCCGUUGUUUAAUUCGUCCACAGAACUCGCUGACGGCGGCGCGGGCCUCAUCUGCUUUGGCAACAUUCCAAUCGAUCGCAACAACCUGGAAAAUUACAACAAUGCGGUUCUGGACCCGCGCAACCCCUGGGACCCCGUCGCGGCAUUCGCCCCCGCCAUCCGCGCCGCCCGGUCUCGCGGCGCCCUGUGUCUCCCCCAACUGCAAUUCCCAGGCCGGCAGGUGCCUGAGUUUCUGAAUCCGCAGCCCAAGUCGGCAUCCGACGUGCAGCUCGGCCCAUGUCUGAACAAGACCUACGGAAAGCCUGUCGCUUUGACCAAGACCGAGAUCGCGGAGCUCGUGGGCCGCUAUGUCUGGGCAUCUGAGGUGCUGGCACAAGCUGGUGCCGAUGGAAUCAUUCUCCACGGCGCACAUGGAUAUAUUCUGAAUCAAUUUCUCUCACCUUUGACCAACCGGCGGACAGAUGAGUACGGAGGGAGUCUUGAAAAUCGCGCGCGAUUCAUCCUGGAGAUCGUCAAUGCCAUAAAAGCAAAGCUGCCGUCAGAUCAAUUCGUUAUUGCUGUCAAGUUCAACUGCCAGGAUUUCAUCCAAGGCGGCCAAUCCUUUGCCGAGCAAUGUGUGGUGAUCAAAUGGCUCGAGGAGGCCGGGGUCGACUUCUUUGACAUCUCGGGCGGUACGUAUGAGUCGCCGGCCUGGCGCGGAAACAUCAUGACAGAGUUGGCCGACCGGCCCUCGCAGAAGGCCCGGGGUAGUUAUUUCGUUGAGUGGGCGCAAGAGUUGAAGAAGGUUCUGUCGCGCGCUGUCAUCGGUACUACAGGCGGCUGGCGUGACAGCCAUCGUAUGGCCGAAGCCGUGGAAAACGGUGACGUUGAUAUGAUCGGGCUCGGUAGGACGUUGAGGGAGGACCCGUUCUUCGUCACCAAAGCCAUCAAAGGUGAGGUCAGGUUGAGCAAAUUGUAG